AUGGCACAGGCGAUGAGGACUAACACGCCCAUCCGAACCAAUGCGAGAGCUUGCACCAUCUUGCCAAACUUUGUCGGGUGAGCGAAAUUCGACAGGACGAGCCUCUACAAUGUGUGGGAGGUCACUCGGUGGGAAGUGCGCCAAAGGCGGGAAGAGGAGACGCUGAUUGUGGAGGGACGCUUCGAAGGGACAUAUAUGCGAGUUACGCUGGCAGCAUGCCGUGCCGCGCUUCAGGGGCCAAGUUAGCCGUCUGAAACUUGGCCUGUGCAGUAAUCGAACGGAGAUCUGGGUGCUCGGAUUGUGGGAAGGUUUCUCGGAAAGACGGUGGAGGUUCUGGUCUCUGCAUGCUCUGUCCCGGGCAGUUGUCAAUGUUCGUGCGCGCAGUGGGAGGCGAGAGGCAGUAGGAGUAGACGCGAGAGACAGCAUACACAGAGUCCGGCUGCCGUCGUGCUAAUCAAUCUAGCUGAUUGGAAAGCGCAAGCUGACUAAGUGCGUCUUUCUUCCCAUGCAGCCUCAAAUUCUUGGUACACAAUGGAAAGAAUCACGUUCCCAUCUCAAUCACCGAUGAGAUGGUGGGCCAUAAGUUGGGUGAAUUUGCGCCUACACGGAAACGCUUUUCUUUCAGGUGAGAGCGCGAGCGUGGGGGUGCAGAGCGUCGCCGAAGUGGUGUGUAGCUGAUCCACUCGAUAUUGGCUCCGCAGACAAACAAAGAACAAAUAG
Ceraceosorus bombacis is the source of this 720-nucleotide messenger RNA. The record is from the annotation of a GenBank genome assembly. NCBI's taxonomy places the organism in Eukaryota, Fungi, Basidiomycota, Exobasidiomycetes, Ceraceosorales, Ceraceosoraceae.